Corvus hawaiiensis (hawaiian crow) is the source of this 4966-nucleotide messenger RNA. It is a transcript of the gene TMEM215, whose product is annotated as transmembrane protein 215. Lineage: Eukaryota; Metazoa; Chordata; Aves; Passeriformes; Corvidae. The transcript has 2 exons. The record is from RefSeq and is a predicted model, not a curated record. The coding region runs from base 193 to 915 and encodes 240 amino acids.
GAGGCAGGACAGCUCCCGGCCCCGGCCCGCCCUCCGUCUGCGGCUGCACCGAAGGGAAACCGAGCCGUGCCGGCGGUCGGGGUCCUCCGCGCCUCACUGUCCGGGAAACUUCGGAAGCUUGCCGGGGAGCGUCUGUCCUCUGCCCCGAGGGGCGCUCCGGUGGAGGGAAGCGUCCCCGUGCGCACCAGCUGGAUGGCGCGGACCCUGAGACCCGAUGACAUCAACCCCCGGACGGGGCUGGUGGUGGCUCUGGUCAGCGUCUUUCUGGUGUUCGGCUUCAUGUUCACCGUGUCUGGCAUCAAGGGAGAGACCUUGGGAGAUAUCCCGCUGCUGGCCAUCGGGCCGGCCAUCUGCCUGCCGGGUAUCGCCGCCAUUGCCCUCACCAGAAAGACCGACGGCUGCACCAAAUGUCCCGAGAACAUGCGUCCGUGCUGUAAGGAAGUCAAGGACCGGGAUGUCAUGGAGCUGCUAAGAACCCCCUCGGACCUGGAGUCUGGCAAGGGAAGUUGUGACGAGCUGGCCCGGAAAGCUUACCACAAGGACAGGAGAGGGCUGAGGGGAGAGGACACCGUGUUCAUCUGCACCACCAGCACCACCGCCGCUGCCACGGCAGAGUGCAAGAGCCUCACCAAAAAGGUGGAGCAGGAGGAGAUGCUGAAAUACCUGGAGAGCUGUUACCCAGAGAUGCCAGAGAAUGUGUUCGUGGGAGAUGGCUCCACAUACAGUGCCUUGGAGAAGAAGAGCUCUUCUCCCAGCAGGGACAGCACUCCUUGCCCUGACAUUGAAGACAACAUUUUUGUGGCUCCUAAAGACAGUAUCAUUGUCUGCUCUUACAAGGAUAGCAGCCCUUAUGACAGGUACUGUUGUUACAUAAACCCCACUGGAGUCAACUCAGACCAGGAGACCAUUGUGUGAAUGAUGCAUACUUUAUAUAUAUAUAUAUGUAUACGAAAACUGCAACUUCAACUUCUUGAUAGGGGAUAAUAUAGCUGACUGCAUGGGACAAUCCCGAUACUAUUUCAAUUUAACAUGUUAUAUGACUGAUACUCAAACCUCUUGUGCCUGAAGUACACUUUCUAUAACAUUCCCAGAUCAGAGAGCACCUUGGACUUUAUUUUCAUUCAGCUCAUGUGGACGCCAGAACUUGUGGUACCCGUGCUGAUCAAGUACCUGAGCAAGCAGGAAUAAUCACUUUGCUUUUCAGAGGCAGCUUCUAGUCAGAAUUUGGCUUCAGGAUACCACAUCUUGGGGAGUGAUUCUAAACUGUGACCAGAGAUGAGAGCUUCUUUCUGUUCUUGCUAUAAAAAACUGCCAGAUCAAAGUCCCACUUCUCUCCUCAAUGCUCUCUUCGAAAUAACACAUGAAGUUGUAGGGGAACUCUGUUUGGGGGAUAAAACUCUUAGGGGAUAAAUGCCUUGUGAACCACAUAUUGCUUGGUCCUAAAGUAUGGAUGACAUGGUGUAUAAAACAUUUAAAGGAAAACAGUAAUCUGGACACUCAGAGAAGUUUCCUAAGAUAUAUAAACUUUAUUUUUGGAAUAGCAUUUAUCGUAGUGCUACAGUGUAGUAUAACUUCUUUUAAGAGACAAUAUGAUAUGCAGAUCAACAAAAGGCAAUUUUGUGUAGCUUUGUUUAAACUUCUGUUGUCACAAGUAGUAUUUUUCCAGUUGUACAAGCUGAUCACUGUAAAGUCUUUAACAGACAAUUUGAAGUUUUAAUCAGCAUGCACUUUGUCCUCCUGAGUGCAAAAUAAUAGCUGCUCCUUUUGGCCUGGAACUGAACAAGCGAGAGGUGAGUGUGCUUAGAGUAUGUGUCCCUCAGGACUGGUAUUGUAUUCUUGAUCUGCGUUCUGCAAAAAUGUCAUACGCUUGCAGAGGCAGUUCCUCCCCCUCUGAUCCAAACUCUCUGCAGUUGUGCCUCCAGUAACUAUUUAUUAUGCUGUAAUUACUGGAGUAACAGCUAUUGUGACCCCCUCUCACCAUUUCUGCUGCUAUAGACCAGACUUGGCAGACUGAGCUCCUGCUUUUGGCCAGGGUGGUAGAAUUUGACCCUACAUCAUCCAUCCAAUCUAAGCUGUUAUGUUGAGACAUUCAAUUAUAUUGUCAGUUCUUGCAGCACAAGCUUGGAAUUUUGUGAUGGGUUAGAGGUGGGUGACUGUCGGGCCACCGAGCAUUUCCAACCUGAUUUUCAUGUGCAUGUAGAGACUAACCUAUUUACUUGCAGAGCACAAUCAGCACACGGGACCUUGACUCUCAGCAUGUUGCCAGUAAAGCCAUGGCAUAGGAAACUUUUGAGUCCUGAAAGGUUUCUAUCUAUGCUUCUAAUACCAAUUGUAUUAAAACUUGUGGAGGAGUUUCCUAAUAUGUAGGCUAGAGGUGUUCUCUUGACACACAGCAUGGGGCAUCAGCUGCAAAGCAGCUCAUGCUGAGCCCGUUUCCAUUCUGCAACCAGUCUGAACAUGCAACCCCUACUGGGAGAGCUGUCGGCGGGUGUGUUACUUCUCUGGUGGUAGGGGCUCUUUUAUGUCUGGAAAACACAGAGAGUGGAUUGAGAAGUCACUUUUCAUGCACCCUGGCAAGCUUUCAUUGGCAAGCAUUACCUUUAAUUUAGCAGUCCUAUCAGUGGUAGAAUUUCAGACCUUCUGUACCGUUACCAGAUAUGGAGAUGCAGUUUUCAUUAGUUUUUAAAUCUUUAUGUAUUUUGUGUUCAGAACAGUUGCAUGGAUUAGCCUUGUGUCAGAUACACAGAAGUGCUUAUGCUUAAUGUUUUUGCUUACAAAAUGUACCCUGAAUGGGUGUGUGUAUAUAUGCUGUACAUUUGUCUGCAAGGGCAGGAAACAGAAUGCACAAUCAUAGCAACAUAUGAAUUUAAGAUCUCCUCAGAGGUGUUUUUCCUACACCUUACCCAACUUUUCUGCCUCAAGCUUGUUGGUGCAAUUUAAAAUGUCUUCUGUUCUUUAGGAGAAAAAAACUUUUUCUAAGAACAACUCUGUUGUGGCUCUUUAAGAACACAUAGUUCUUCCAACAGAGUUAAGACAUGCCAGGUCUGUGUUUCAGUAUGGCCACCGGGAAAUCCUGGUAAUUGAAAUCAGAAUUUUUCCAGUGCUUUGCAUUCAGCAUUUCCUCAAACCAUUCACAAAAGCCCUGAACCUUUAGUCAAUUCUGAAAGAUUCAGUUCUAGCAUUUUUUUCAACCUGAAGUGUCCUUUUCACUCUUUAGGGAGUGAAAAAAGGGUUAACCCCUUUGAAAAUCUGGCUCUGUACUCACAUAUUCUAGUAAGAGUAGAACAGAAGAGGUCUUCAUAAAAGCAAAAGAAACCAAAAAGGCAUCACACACACAAUUUCAUUACUUUGUCAGGUUAACUGUGUUAAAUUCUGGUCACAAAGGCAGUGUGUUUAGUGCUCUGUUCCAUGUGUGCAUUGUAUCUUAGGUAGCUUACCCAGAUGGCUCCUCAGGUAGAGACAGAGAGUGUUUUCCUGCCCGAAGGCAUGAUACAAGAACUACAGGAAAGAAAUUACCCUGUAGUAGGGAGCUGGUUUUAGAUCUCACCAAAACACUUAUUUUCCCACCAUUGUUUUUUAGUAUGAAAUGCAGCAGUAAUCAGCAAUUGUGCACAGUCAUGAACAUAAGGAUGCUCCCACAUUAGCUUCGUAUUUGGCGCUCACUGGUAGGAAAUGCUUGUUUUGUUGCUGUUGAAAUCCAGGGCAGAUUUCACGAAGGUGUAACACGAAGCAUUUCAUGUGGACCUUGAAGGUCAAACUUAGUGCUUUAUGAAAACUGUUGAAUCCAGUCUUUGGAAUUCAGUUCCAAAAAGGAUAGUAUAUGUGUUUAAGACAUAGUGCAGUGGAAAGGUGAUGUACAAAAAGAAGGUGGGGGAGGUUGUUUUGCUGUGUGAACCAGAGGACUGUGGUUACUGUGCUAUGGGACAUUAAAUAAUAUCAUGUAGACUCAUCGGUGUUCUUAGGAAGGUUUCAGUCAUUAGGAUUGCCACUCAAACAAAUUCUAAACACCCACUCUUUCACAUUUAAAACUCUGUUCGUUUUAUGUCUCUACAUCAGAAAGUGCAUUUAAAUUUAAACCAAAAUUUACACUGGGAGGAAAGGCAAUUUUCCCAUAUUUUAUUUGGAGAGAAUAUUUUAUUGCAAAGCAUUUUAUCUUUGAAUUCCAAUUUAGAAUUUUUAGAAAAAAGUACAAUGCAACGUUUUAUACUGAAGUAGGGAAGAAUUGGGAGAGGAAUUAGGAAGACGAAGUGCUCAUUAGCUGAAAAGCAGAUGGUACUCAGCUGGAGUAUAAUCAGAACAAUCUUGCAUAGCCUUGUCUUUUUACAGGUUUGAAAGGACAGCCCCAGAAAGACACUCUUAAAAAAACCAAAGAUUUCUACUUUUGAGGUCAAUUCAGAUGGAAGGGCUAUUAGUAAUUUUUAGGGGUCUGAGUGGGUGGAAGAGAUGUUCUACAAGCUGGGGAAAUAUCAUACUGAUCAGACAUAGAUCUUAAAGAGAUGCUGCAUCCUUUGACAGCACAGUCAGGCUUAACACUCAUUUUAUGCCCCUGCAUUGUUUGCAAAGGACACCUGAUUUCACUUCACUUUUAUUUAAAUAAAUUAAUUUAUUUCAUUUGACUAAUUAGCUGUACAAGGAAGCAGAUAACUUUUUUGUUUACAAAAAAAAAGGAGCCUUGGAACCAGAGACCCCCCCCCCCCCACACCAAUAACAAACUAAUUAAAAUAUGUUUGCUACCUAAUCUAGGGGAUAAAGAAUAAUUUUUUGGUGGCAAAACACAGUCUUUUUCCAAUGCCGAUGGUGUGAAUAAAAUCUAGGAAGUUUUACACUUGGAAAUACAUUAAUGAAUUUUUGGCUUUACUUGUUGUGAUUUUUUAAAAUAUUGUGAUUAUUCAGUCUGUUCCUCAAUAUUCAAGUUUAAACAAUAUAGUGAAGGUUUAUCAAUCUAAUAAAAGACUUUCAUAAGUCA